Acanthoscelides obtectus is the source of this 222-nucleotide messenger RNA. The record is from the annotation of a GenBank genome assembly. Lineage: Eukaryota; Metazoa; Arthropoda; Insecta; Coleoptera; Chrysomelidae.
AUGAACAAUAACAGAUCUAAGCUUCAAUCUAAGGAUUGCUUGAUAUAUCAAAAUGAAAGUUUGUGUAUUGGAAUGAAAGAAAUCGCACAUUGCCCCAUCACUCCACAAAUAUUUGGAAUUCUGAGCCCAAAUGGAGGAAUUCUAGAAUUCUGUUCAGAAUUGAAAAUCGAUGUGCUGCAUUUUGAGUCGCUAAUUUGCUACUGGUUUCAUGAAGAUGUCUAG